AUGAAACAUUUAAAUGAACUUAAAAAUCAUCUAAAGAAUAUAUUUAGUGGAUGGGACAGUAUUUGUAAAUCUACAGCUUCUGGCGAAAAAACUAAUUUUUUUAGAAUUCUUGAACUUUACGACGAUAUAGAAGAAAAUAUAAAGAAAAAAUGUUCUAUUAAUAAUGAGAAAGAUUGUACAAGGAAUUUUAUAGAAUGCGCUCCUAUAGAAGUAUUACAAAAUAAGAAAAUAUUAUAUGAUUUUUUGCAAUAUUAUAUAUAUCCAAAUGAAGAAUGGUCUAAAAUAGAAGAAAAUGAAAAAAAAGAAUACUGUAAAUACAUUACUCAUAUUUUCGAACUAUACCAUAAAUUAUAUGAGGAGGAUAGUCAAUGGGGAUUAUCACGCAGAUAUGAAAAUGAAUUGAUCCUUUUUAGGUCUACAUUUAAAAAGGAUGAUGAGUUAUCUUCUUUAAAAUUAAAGUGUAACAUUGAUAAUUCACUUAUAAAAUCAUUCAAAGAUGUUAAAACCACAGACAUGUUAGCAGAAAAUAAUUUGAGAAGACCUGCUAUAUCAAAUAGCUAUGACAAGAGCUUUACCAAUAUAAAAAGUGAAUAUGAAAGGGUUCUAGAAGAGCUCCCCUCUUUCCAAAUAUAUGAAGAAUUGAGAAAAGAUGCUGAUGACAAUACAUACAAGAGUACUCAUUGUGAUAAUUUAUCAAAUUCUGACAAUAAAAUUAAAAAUAUUUGUAUAAAAGUAUUAAGAAAUUUAACAAAAUUACCGGAACUUGAUAAUAUAAGAAAUAAAAGCCAUAAAGAUCAAUGUUUGUAUCUAAAUUUUUGGAUGUAUGAUGAACUAAGUAAAAUAUAUAAUAAAACGGAGGAAAAUAUUUUUGAUGUACCUGAAGUUGUUAAACUUAUUGAUGCAAAUAUUAAUAUUAAUAGGGAUUUAAUUAAAAAAGAUUUUCAUAAAAAUAAAGAUGAAUUAAUGAAACAAACUAAUAGUACAGCCAAGUUUGUUAAAUAUUACGAUUUUAGUAAAUAUAAUCCUUGUUUUUUUUAUUGA
Molecule: messenger RNA, 1041 nt
Organism: Plasmodium cynomolgi strain B
Lineage: Eukaryota; Apicomplexa; Aconoidasida; Haemosporida; Plasmodiidae
Product: CYIR protein
Exons: 3
Coding region: 1-1041 (346 amino acids)
Source: RefSeq, a predicted model, not a curated record